Molecule: messenger RNA, 6396 nt
Organism: Lethenteron reissneri (Far Eastern brook lamprey)
Lineage: Eukaryota; Metazoa; Chordata; Hyperoartia; Petromyzontiformes; Petromyzontidae
Product: SWI/SNF-related matrix-associated actin-dependent regulator of chromatin subfamily E member 1-like
Biological process (GO): negative regulation of DNA-templated transcription
Cellular component (GO): SWI/SNF complex
Molecular function (GO): nuclear receptor binding; nucleosomal DNA binding
Source: RefSeq, a predicted model, not a curated record
CCUGCGCAGGGCAGCCCUAGGGGUCCUGGCCGGCGCGGGUAAGGCCGUGUCGCGCGUAGGUCGGCUUCGACGUAAAACGAUGUCCCUCUGAGUCCUCCUCGUCGACCGCGUGUCGAGUGCGUCGUUCGCGGGCGAAGAGGAGGAAGGGAGGAGGUGGUGGUGCUGGUCUGACGCGCUCGCCGUGUCGCCGUGGCCCGCCAACCCCAUCGGGCCGCAGGCGCGGGGUGAAGCCUGCCGCCUUGCCUGGAUUCUUCUACGGGCGCCGGUGCUCGGAUUCCCGCGGAAGCCCCGGAUUUCUCUCUGUGGGUGACCAGCGGAGUAGCCACAAGUCACCAUGUCACGACGGCCACCUGUGACCGCCUCCCCGGCCCCCGGCACCACCACUCCGGCACAAACAACCAGCAACCCUGGCUUCGUGGGCUACAACCCGUACAGCCACCUGGCCUACAACAACUACAAGUUGGGUGGACAGCCUGGAGCCAACAGUAGAGCCAUGACAUCGUACCUGGGUAGGCAGUCUCACGACAUAGCCUCCAGGCAGUAUCGUGACACCUGGGCCGCCCCCGCGUACAGCCAUGCCUUGCACGGCCUAACAAACCCUGGGAUCACGGUGCCAAAGCCACCCAAGCCUCCAGACAAGCCCCUCAUGCCGUACAUGCGCUACAGCCGGAAGCCAACCGGAGGGAAGAAGAAGGCAGGGCGCGCCACGGUGCAGGUCUGGGACCAGGUGAAGGCGUCGAACCCGGACCUCAAGCUGUGGGAGAUCGGCAAGAUCAUCGGUGGCAUGUGGAGGGACCUGAGCGACGAGGAGAAGCAGGAGUACAUCAACGACUACGAGGCGGAGAAGAUCGAGUACAGCGAGGCGAUGAAGACGUACCUCAACUCGCCCACCUACCUGGCCUACGUGAACGCCAAGAGCCGCGCCGAGGCGGCGCUCGAGGAAGAGAGCCGCCAGCGUCAGCGCAACGACAAGCUCGAGUCCUACAUGAGCAUCCAGCCCGCGGAGGACCCCGAGGACUUUGACGACGGCUUCUCGGUGAAGCACGUGUCGGCCGGGCGAUUCCUGCGCAACCACCGUCUCAUUAACGAGAUCUUUAACGAGUCGGUGGUGCCCGACGUGCGCUCCGUGGUGACCACCAACCGCAUGCAGGUGCUGAAGCGGCAGGUGCACUCGCUGAUGGUCCACCAGCAAAAGCUGGAGGCGGAGCUGCUGCAGAUUGAGGAGCGGCACCAGGGCAAGAAGCGCAAAUUCCUCGACUCGACCGAGCGCUUCAACUCGGAGCUCAAGAGGCUGCGCGGCCAGAAGAUCGAGGUUGACCUGCAGAAGGUGGCGGCCGAUGUGGCCGCCACCGCCGAGGAGACGGCGCAGAAGCGGCGCGAGGAGGAGCGCGACAAACCCACGGCGCCACCGGCACCCGCGCAGUCGGCCCCCAUGGAGGUGGCCGAGGGGGAGAAGAGCUCCGACUCGGAGCGGCAGGAUGAGCCCAGCCCCGGCACGACCGCAUCGACACACACGGAGCCCACAGCUCCGCACGCCUCGGACGCGUCGGCCACCGACGAGGGCUCCUUGCCGGCCAGCGGCCCCGACGGCGACGGCGUCGGCGGCGUCGUCGUCAUCAAAAAACCGGAGCCGCAGAAGCCGGACGAGAGCAACAGCAGCAGCAACAACAACGCGGACGACGAGGAGGAGGACGAGGAGGAGGAAGACGAGGAGGACGACGAAGAUGAGGACGACGACCAGGACGAAGCGGAGGAGGAGGAGGAAGCGGCGGCGGCGACAGAACCGGCAGCUGCGGCAAAGGACAAGGGGGAGACGCCGCCACCGGCCGGGACGCGCGGCCGCGGCGAUGGGAACCGCGGCCGCGCCGCCAGCACCGGCGGUAGUGGUGGUGGAGGUGGCGGCGGUAGCGGUGGUGGUGGUGGCGGUGGUGGUGGCGGUGGCGGUGGUGGUGGUGGUGGAGGUGGUGGUGGUCUGGCCGAGCGGGCGGCGGAGGAGCUGGCGAUCGGGAAGCCGGGGAAGCACGGCAGGGAGCCGUGUGGAGGGCACGUGGGCAGCAGCAGGGCCGGGGCAGCGGGGGGUAGGGGCAGCGGGCGGGAGAAGCACGUAGGAGGGGGGCAGAGGGAGGGGGGGUCGCCCGGCAGCUCGGAGAGCCUGCCCCCCACUGCGAGCGGAGGUCAUCAGCGUGCAGAAAAGCAGGAGUGAGCGCACGUGUGUAUGUGUGUGCACGUGUGGGUGUCUGUGGUUGCAUGUAUGUGUAUUCCGUGUGUGCGUGUGUGUACGUCUGUGUGUGUGCGUGUAGGUGCUCGCUAUCAGUACCUUCCCCCUGCAAUCCGUUGAAGGUUGUAUGGGGGAUCUUUAUCUUUGUGUGCACGUGUAGUGUGUGCGUGUGUACGUAUGUGAAUGGGUAAUUGUGUGCGCAUAUGUGGUGCGUGCGUGAGCGUCAGAGCAGUGUACAGUGCGCUGCUGUACGAACCUGGCCACGGCUAACAUCAGUGGUAAGUGAUAUACUAAAACUUGUCCUGAGCCUCCGCUAGGUCAGCUCGGCCUUGAAUGACAGUACCAUGUGUGUGUUUGUGUGUAAGAUAAUAUAUGUGUGCAUGCAUGUAUGUACGUGUGAGAAUGCAUGUAUAAGAGAAUGUAUGCGUAUAUGUACGUGAGAGUGUGUAUGAAGGGGGAGUAACUUUGUGUGUAGGUCAAGUUUGGUGUGCUGGGGUAGCUGAGUGGGGUAGUAAACUCGUCCCACCAGAACACGCUUGGUAUGAUGGCGUAGCUGAGUGGAGUAGUAAACUCGUCCCACAGAACACGCGUGGUGUGAUGGCGUAGCUGAGUGGAGUAGUAAACUCGUCCCACAGAACACGCGUGGUGUGAUGGCGUAGCUGAGUGGAGUAGUAAACUCGUCUCACCAGAACACACGUGGUGUGAUGGCGUAGCUGAGUGGAGUAGUAAACUCGUCCCACAGAACACGCGUGGUGUGAUGGCGUAGCUGAGUGGAGUAGUAAACUCGUCUCACCAGAACACGCGUGGUGUGAUGGCGUAGCUGAGUGGAGUAGUAAACUCGUCUCACCAGAACACGCGUGGUGUGAUGGCGUAGCUGAGUGGAGUAGUAAACUCGUCCCACAACACGCGUGGUGUGAUGGCGUAGCUGAGUGGAGUAGUACACUCGUCCCACCAGAACACGCGUGGUGUGAUGGCGUAGCUGAGUGGAGUAGAACAAGCGGGUUAAACGUGAGAACCGCGUUGGUUUCCAUUUAUUGCUGUCGCUUGAAAGGAGAGAUCUCCACGUUUCAGCCGACUUGAUUUCACCGGCGUGGAACUUUCCGCCGGCCGCGUUUAUAAUCCAAGCGCAGUUUUCUCCAGGAGCUGGGGUUGCCGACGUUGUUUGAGGAUUCCUUCUCUAGAGCUUUCACCACGCGGGGGCGUCUUCAGGAGUUGAAAAUAACACUGGUCAACACACUUUUUCUGGCAUAAGGUAUUCCAACGGUUUUUAAGGUAAUUUUGGGGUGCUGAUUCCAAAUCUGGCAUCAGUUUUUGUCCAUCACAUCAGGUUUUUGAGAUAUCAAAUAUUGCAUUUUCAAUAAAAACUGCAUAAGAAAAAUAUUAAAUAAAUGUGGAUAUCUACAUAAAAUUAUAUUAUAAACACACUAUCCUAAAAAUACAGCACCAUAUUUUAACACUAAAGCAGUCACUGACUCGCAACAACUUGCAAUCAUAAGUGACAGUUAAUUUCGGGUAAAAUCUAUGAAAAUGGGGUAUGCCGAUAGCAUAAAAAUGAUGUGAUAGAGCAAAUCUGAGGUCAGAUUUGGAAUCAGCACCCUGAAAUUAGUCUAAAACAGCUGUAAAGGUCCAGGCCAGAAAAAAAUGUUUUUUUGUUGUUGACCAGUGUAGUAAAUCCCUCAUGGAGCCCGCACUUACAUGUCCAACUUAGAACACAAACUUGUGGUGUUCGGUUGACUGGCCUUCUACAAGAAACUUUCUUCAAUUUGCCCAAAACAAGGCGACGGGGCUGUAACGGUGACGGUAAAAACACCUCUGGCCGAAUAUGUUCAUUGACCACGAUCUCAUCGCUCAGUGCACACUGUCACGAUAUGGGCCUGGCCCUGUUUUCCUGGGAGUUGAACGGUUGCCCUCUUUCCAGUCGAGAAAGAGACCACGUUGUUAGAGAGGUGUACAGGUAAAGUUAAAAAACAUAUCUUCUUGGUUCUUUCGGUAAAGUCACGUAGAAUGGAAAUAACAAUACUCUGUCUUCUAGACUCUGUCUUCUCGACAGACCUGUUCUUCACCUGAGGACGGCUGCUUGCGUUGUGGCCGAAACGUGAGAAUGAUUUUAUUAUGUUUUAUUUUUAUCAUUUUAUUAUUUCCAUUCUACGUGACUUUACCGAAAGAACCAAGAAGAUGAAUCCCUGCAGUCACGAAAGCUUUAAAUUAAAAAAAACACACACUUGACUGACUUUCCACUUGAUGGCAUUUCCAAGGCAGUUCUGCAGUAUCGCCUUCAGCGAGCUGUCUGCCCACCACGGGGUGAAGCAUCUUCCGCCAUCGCCUCGUUGACACGCUUCGUGGUGGCGCGAUGGGAGCUUUACCCACAUCCUGCUGAUGAAACUCGGAAGGUCGAAACCCGGAGGUGUCGUUUUUGCCCGGCUUGAACAAUGCAUCGGUAACACAUUGGUCAAGAAGGGUGUAUACCGCACGUGGUGUGCCGGGGUGUGGACAUUUUUGACGGUUCACGGACCCGGCUUAAAUUAAAGCCCUGGCCGUUGACACGUCUGAGCAUGUUUGAUGUUGUGUAUCAGCCUAUACGCACGUGUUGAUUUCCCCAACUCGGUAUUGACCGCGAUAGAGAAUGUGUUUCGCUGCUUAGUUAAGAUUGCUGGUGUUGGACAGGGUACAGGGUGUGUAGUGGGUGACGUGGUGGUGGUGGUGGUGGAAAUAACCCUUACUGUACUAUUGUCAAUAUUGUCAAUGUUAUUGCUAGGUUUAAAGGAAUGUUGUUGGGCCCCCCUCCCCCCGUCGCGGUAUGUCCGUCAUUCCAGGCAAGCUUUGUUCAUCGAGCUUCCUGUGUUGCCGCCAGAGGCAAGUGGAACCAAUUGAGCCGAGGUUCCGUUGAAAACGGUAAAACGCUCUGGACUCGUCGGUGUGCAGGGCCCCCCCCCCUUCUGCCCCCCCCUUCUGCCCCCCCUUCUGCCCCCCCCUUCUGCCCCCCCCCCUCCUUCUGCCCCCCCCUUCUGCCCCCCGAGUGGUCGUGCGAUGGCUCUGAAUCGCGCCUGCGCUGUCGCUUUUAAAUCGAAACGCAACCCAGGAAACAUCAACUUUCGUCUCUUUAUUUUUGUCGUAGUCGCGCACACUUCCCCGGCUCUGUGAUGUCCCCAGACCAUCGGGCCCAAGCUCGGAGCUACGUGAAUGAGAGAGGGAGAGAGGGAGAGAGAGAAUAAGUAUAACCCGUAAUAACAAAGUUUUUCACUAUAAAUCCUUUAUAUGCGUGGCGGCUAGAGUCCUCUCGUCCUCUGGCUUGAGAUGGCUGCCACCUAUGGGUCAGAUGAUUGUCUGCCAGUAUUAAGCAAUUGGUAAUUAAUAUUAAAUUUGUUUUCCCUAAACAUUUAAACUUAUUUUAACCCACGCUGCCACGGCAGGAAGGGUCCCAAGCAACUCGAGCAAGAUAACCCCAAGUCCCACUCCUUCCCCGGCUCCAUGAAAGACAUCUGAGCUUGAGUGUAAAUUAUAAUAAACCUAAUUCUAGAUUUGAAGCUUUCAUGACUGCAAAGGAUUCAUAUGCUUAGGUUUUUUUCGGUAAAGUCACGUAGGUCAUUUUAUUUUUUUACCUACGUGACUUUACCGAAACAAACCUAAGCAUAUAAUAAACCUAGCAAGCCAAUUCAAUUUUUAAAUGCCAAUUAAUUUGACAACUCUACCUUGUCUGCAUCUCGUCUCUCCUCUCAACACACGUUUGUCUAUGUGUCUCUUAUCUCGGUCCAUCUCUCUCUUCUGUCAUCCCACUAGGUUUUUAAAUGUUCAUAGAGGGGGGGCUAGCAACAUCAACUGCCCAGGACACCCCACCUGUGUACAAGAGCAGAGUUAUUUGUUUUAUGGGUUGCGUCUGCCUGUUACAAUCUCGUGUAUCCGGAGUUUUGUUUUGCCUUGAGUAUCUCUUUAUUAUUAUCAUUAUAGUAAUCUUGAUUAUGAUUGUGGCAUGGCCCCUGUUUCACCCUCGCCUUGCCCGGCACGCAAACGCCGCCCUCCCCGCGAUUCCUCGUCCAAUAUCGGAGCACCGUUGUAUGUUGGUGGCAUCGCUACGCAAGGGGUGAUCUGGCAGAGAUCUGGCAAGGCUUGGUUGCAACUGAGAGCGAUUGUGUCUUGUCGUACAUGAUCUGUAUUUUGGUAAAGAAUUGAUUGAAUUUUCA